Messenger RNA from Gadus morhua (Atlantic cod), 3235 nucleotides. RefSeq names its product succinyl-CoA:glutarate-CoA transferase (gene sugct). The transcript is spliced from 14 exons. Gene Ontology annotation, cellular component: mitochondrion. NCBI's taxonomy places the organism in Eukaryota, Metazoa, Chordata, Actinopteri, Gadiformes, Gadidae. Gene Ontology annotation, molecular function: succinate-hydroxymethylglutarate CoA-transferase activity. Bases 166 to 1503 code for a protein of 445 amino acids. The record is from RefSeq and is a predicted model, not a curated record.
GGUUAUACAGCUGAUUGCUUUACUGUCUAGUAGAGCACAUCACGGUCAAGUGACAGCCGCACAAACGGAUUCCUAACGUUAAUGAACUAAAUUUGUCAAUUCCAUUUCAUCUUUACUUAACUAAACCGCUACCUUAUUUAGUAGUCGGAGCUCGUUGGGGUCAGUAUGAGGACGUCAACAAGAGGGUUAAACAUUGCUUUCUACAGUCUGGUACCCCAAUGUUUGCCAAGUCAACACCGAGCUGUGUAUAUUGCUGCGCAGAGAGGGUAUUCCUGCACACACACAGCAGAAGCCUUUCGACCACUAGAGGGAGUCAGAGUUCUAGAUCUGACAAGAGUGCUGGCUGGUCCCUUUGCCACUAUGAUCCUGGGGGACCUCGGGGCUGAGGUCAUCAAAGUAGAGAAACCAGGAGCUGGUGAUGACACAAGGGCCUGGGGACCCCCUUUUGUCAAUACCGAAAGCGCUUAUUUCCUCAGUGUCAACCGCAACAAAAAAAGCGUGGCGGUGGACCUGAAACACUCUAGAGGAGCCCAGGUCGUCCUGGAGCUGGCAGCAGUGUGUGAUGUGCUCGUGGAGAACUACCUCCCAGGGAAGCUCCAUCAGAUGGGUCUGGGAUACGAGCACCUGAAAGCAGCCAAUCCAAAGCUGGUCUACUGCUCCAUCUCAGGUUUUGGGCAGACAGGCCCUCAGUCCAAAAGCCCGGGCUAUGAUUCCAUUGCGUCUGCACUUUCUGGGAUGAUGCACAUCACUGGACCAGAGGACGGUGAACCGGUGCGACCCGGCGUCGCCAUGACGGAUCUGGCAACCGGCCUGUACGCGCACGGAGCCAUCAUGGCUGCCCUGCUGCAGAGAUACAGGACGGGCAGAGGGGCGCACAUCGACUGUAACUUGCUGUCCUCACAGGUGGCCUGUCUCAGCCAUAUAGCCUCCAACUAUCUGAAUGCAGGGAAGGAGGCGCAGCGCUGGGGGACAGCGCAUGAGAGCAUCGUACCCUACCAGGGUUUCAAGACCAAAAACGGAUACAUCGUCGUAGCCGCCGGAAACGACAAGCAGUUUGUCAAAGUGUGUCACGUACUCCGCCUGACAGAACUAACAGAGGACUCAAACUACCAAACCAACAAACUCAGAGUGAAACACAGAAAACCUCUGUUACACAUUCUAUCCCAGAGGUUCCUUGAGAUGGAUACAGCUGAUUGGCUGAGGGAGUUUGAGGGGUCAGGUGUUCCCGUUGGACCAAUCAACAGCAUACAGGAAGUGUUUUCAAGCCCUCAGGUGAAGCACAACAACCUUAUUCAGGAAAUGAACCAUCCUACUGCGGGACCAAUCUCUGUGCCUGGUCCAGCUGUGCGUUUCAGCAGCUUUGAGUACAGCAGCCCCCCGCGCCCGCCCCCCCUGGUGGGCCAGCACACGGUGCAGGUGCUCAGGGAGGCCCUGUCCUACAGCGAUGAGGUCAUCGGCGGCCUGUUGGAGGCCGGGGCUGUGGCCCAGAACGAGCAGCUCUGACGGAGAGCGAAGGAGUGGGUGGGAAGUCCAAACAUUACAACAUCCACAUCUCAUCAUGCCCUCUGCAGGGAAAAAUCAAAAGAGGGGAAAUCCUGGAGAUGGGCGUUUGUUUUGGUUGUGGGGAAUCAAAUACAGAGAAUCAAGAAUGCAGCUUUUUAAACAUUUACGACCGCAGGAAGUGAAACGAGUGUGAACCAACACACAGAUACAGUACUAUCUAAAGAAUCUGAGAAUAAUAAUCAAAAAAAGGCUGAGAAAAUGCCAAUGUCACUUUUGGUUGAUUAUUAAAUAAACAAUAAUGAAGACGCACCAAGAUAUUUUCAAGAUGUGCUGUGAGAAUCUUUUUAAUUUUCAUCUUUAACGGUUUCAUCUUGCUUGACACCGCUCAAACAAAAUGGCCGAAGCACAGGGCCCAACAGGGGUCACCCAGGACCCCUUUGGGUCAGGAUAUACGUCCUAACUCUGUCACUCAGAACCUUGUCCCUUAACGCCUAGUAUUACACACAUGUUCACACAUUACGACCCAUUAGUGCAAUUCUCCUUGUAAACAAGCCAACACACCCAGGGAAACACACAGACCUGCCGCCUCUGUACCCCCCCCUGCCUCCUGUCACUCUCCAUCUCUUCGGUGACACAUUCUGGUAAGCGUCCUUGACAGUUUGUUAAUGGAAGCAGCCGCCUGCCGUCCGUCUGACAGCAGUCUGUCCCGUUGCGUUAGGGCUCUGUGGCGAGUCUAUGAGGCCACAGCGGCCAUGCGAGCGCGGGGUCGGCUCAUGACAGCAUGGGGCCGGUCCCUCACUGACACACGAUCUGCAUGAGGCUGUUGCUGGUUGUUAACAAGUUUGAAAGUGUUAAAUAGGGAUUCAAAGGUUGUUGUUUUUUAUAUUGCUAUUGCUUGAUUGUGUAUGCUACUACUCUUUCUAUACUCAUAAUAUUAAUUUUAUUAUGUGUUUUUUCAGACACACAAACAUAAACAGUGGACAAAGAAAAGAUAGAUUGACUCUAAACUGAAGUUUAGGGCACAAUCCCAUUUCUACCCCAAUCCCAUUUCUACCCCUCACCCUUUCCCCCUUACCCCUUCAAAACAAGGGGGAGGGGUAAGGGGAAGGGGUAAGGGGUAGAAAUGGGAUUUGGCCUAGGUCUACCUGGCUCAGUUGAACGUAGGAAUUAAACGAACCCUCUCUUUGGGCCUCGAAGCAACCAAUCGAAUAAUCGGAAGGUUUUUGUUUAAAAAAUCUACCGUCGGCCAUUUUGGGUCGUAACUGACUUUGAUUUACCCCAAAAAGCGGACCAGAAGAAACCCUCAGGAGCGAUGAAUCAUCGACGACACGUCUUGUCCCUCACCGGAAAACGGCUCAUCCUCUUGAGUUCUUUUCCCCGUCUCUCUAUUUCCUGAAUAAUCGUGGACGAGUUAAAGUGGAACGAGAGAGAGACAGAGACAGGGCCAGCGCUGUGAUGGAUGACUCCCCCUGUGGAUGUAUUGUUUACCGAUGUGAAGUCUCGCUGACGUGGUUUGGAACGCGUAGCGGUGAGGGUCUUGGGGGAGGGGAAGGACUUUUACGUUUUUGCGCAGGACGGGGCGCCCAAUCAGGGAGCAGGCGCAGCUCAGGUGUGUGAUUGGUCAAUCCCGGCGCUCUAAAAGAGCAGCUUUUAUUCACAUUUGGAAACCUUGUGGCUUGUAAUUUUUGUCUGAAAAAUGUAUCAUAUCUAAAUAAAUAUCUCUCAUACUUCA